AUGUCCGAUCCAUGCACAGCUGUGUCUGAAAAUGAAGGUCUUCCUUCAUCAGAUAGAACUAAAGGUGCAGUGUCAUUGCGAAAAUCUCCUGAUAGUAUACGAGAGUUUUUCUAUCGCCUUCGGUCAAGACUUAGGCCUCAGUAUUUUUCAACUGACAGAACCCAUGAAUCGUCUUCGAGAUCGAACGGUUCAACGAGGCCGAUGCCCCAGAAGAGUCCUUCCAAAAAAGCCACCGCGUCACAACAACCAGAUAUAGUGGAUAAGAACUACUCAGAUCCUGACGAUAAACCUCGACAUCCCGGUCAGGAUAGAAAGAGUUCGUUAUCAUAUUCCUUGUCGCAUUUUCCAUCGCCACCUUCUGCCUAUCAUACAGUUACGAGGGCAAACGGGUUGGAUGACACAGAAACUCUACCGGGGGUGAAUAAGAGAACGCAUUCGAUACCCAGGUCCUCCGUUAAAUCGUCCCCCGACGAACGAAGGCUCUAUCGACUUGAGACUAACUACUCACAAACAAAUCUAUCUGACGAAUCACAUCCGACUCCUACCAUCGCCAUUUCUCGUGAUGCCGCUUUGAAGUAUUCCGCGAUAGACGAAGAGCCUGAAGAGACCGACGAACGAGAAAGGACACUACGCAUACUUGAAUCCAAGGACAAAUCAGUAGCACGUCGGUCUUGCUCUCCCGCUACCAUACGACGGCAUAGACGAUCCUACCAGUUAGCUACCGAUCCUCACAUCGAGCCUCAACAAUAUUCGGAUUUCCUAAGAUACCUCGAACAGGAAAUCACGACGGAUAUAACACUUCGUCUACAGAUAUGGAAGAGUUUGACCGGGGACUCAGGAAAUCGAGCUGCGUCGCUAGUCGACCCCGAUCACAUUGUGAAAUUUCCCGUCUCGGAAGAUGCAUAUUAUACUAGCAGAAGCGUUCAAGGACCGGGUCCGAACAGCUACGACAAAACUCAAAAACCCAGUAACCCUAUUCAUAGGCGGCCUAAGAGCUGCACUAGCAUAGACCAUUCUACAGGGUGGCAGGACAAGAGAUCGAAAGGAAGGAGCUGGAAUAGGCAUGACCAACCGGGGAGUCACAAGCCAAAUUCCAUCCCAGGAGACGACAAGGAGAGCUUUCGAGUAAAUGGACAUCCUUCGACUGUAGAGUGCAAUAAAGCGCAAGGGCGGCGCAGGUCCGCCAUCAACUCCGGCCUCGAACACUCGCGAUGCGUCGACCCUGGAGAAAAGGUAGCUCUACAGCGGAGCAACGUGCGGAAGCGACAAACCUGGUCUCAGCAAGGCAUGCCACAAAAGAAAUAUCCUGACAGGAAACGCGAGUCUACCUCCAGCUUUACGCACGUUAUUGCUCAGUAUAUCAAACCAGAGAUGCCCAUGACUAUCUAUAAGCAGACACAGGGCCAACACUACGAGGCACCUACGCCGGGCCACAAAGACAUCUUAACAUAGAAACUCGUCAGAUUUUAUAUAUAUACCCAUGUAUCAUACAUUUUGGUGGUCUAGCGUGAAAAUGGAAUCAUAGGAU
This is a messenger RNA of Annulohypoxylon maeteangense, 1528 nucleotides long. RefSeq lists its product as uncharacterized. Lineage: Eukaryota; Fungi; Ascomycota; Sordariomycetes; Xylariales; Hypoxylaceae. The transcript has a single exon. The coding region runs from base 1 to 1452 and encodes 483 amino acids. The record is from RefSeq and is a predicted model, not a curated record.